Messenger RNA from Gastrolobium bilobum, 1587 nucleotides. RefSeq lists its product as uncharacterized. The transcript has 6 exons. Bases 106 to 1098 code for a protein of 330 amino acids. The record is from RefSeq and is a predicted model, not a curated record. Lineage: Eukaryota; Viridiplantae; Streptophyta; Magnoliopsida; Fabales; Fabaceae. Gene Ontology annotation, molecular function: nitronate monooxygenase activity.
AUACCACAAUAUCCAUAGUGUUUCACUACUCUGCAUUCCACCUUCACUUUUUGCUUAGCUACAACUGUAGAACCAUUCUCCCAGAGAGUGUGUGUGAGAUAGUUCAUGGGUUGGAAAGGAAUACUGGGUUUUGAAUAUGGUGUAGUUCAGGGACCAUUAGGCCCUGAUAUCUCUGGUCCUGAACUUGUUGCUGCAGUUGCCAAUGCUGGUUGUCUUGGAAUUCUCAAGGCUCCUGAUUGGGAAUCACCUGAUUACUUGAGGGAGCUUAUAAAGAAGACUAGGAACUUAACAGACAAACCGUUUGGGGUUGGUGUGGUACAAAUAUUUCCUCAUGAGGAAAACUUGAAAGCCAUUUUGGAGGAAAAAGUGGCAGUCUUGCAAAUUUCCUGGGGUGAUUGUUCUAGGGAAUUGGUCACCCGGGCUCAUUCUGCUGGAGUCAAGGUUGUUCCCCAGGUUGGGAGUGUUAAAAGUGCAAAACAGGCAAUUGAUGCGGGUGUUGAUGGAAUAAUUGUGCAAGGAAUUGAAGCUGGUGGCCAUGUUCUUGGUCAGGAAGGUGUAAUCUCAUUGGUGCCAAGGGUGGUCGAUCUUGUUGGCGACCGAGACAUACCUGUUAUUGCAGCUGGAGGAAUUGUUGAUGCACGAGGUUAUGUUGCUGCUCUGGCACUCGGUGCUCAAGGAGUUUGUCUAGGCACUAGGUUUCUGGCAACUGAGGAAAGCUAUGCUCAUCCAAUAUACAAGAGGAAGCUAAUUGAAUAUAGUGAAACUGCAUACACUGAUGUAUUUGGCAGGGCAAGAUGGCCUGAUGCACCUCAUCGUGUCUUGCAGACACCCUUCUACAAAGAAUGGAGAUCCCUUCCUGCUCAUGAAAAUGAAGCCAACCAGCCUGUCAUUGGCCAUACAAAAAUUCAUGGAUUGGAGAGAGAUAUUCGACGUUUAGCAGGAACUGUCCCAAACAUGACUACUACUGGAGAUUAUGAAAGCAUGGUCAUGUAUGCUGGCCAAGGUGUUGGUCUCAUCAAGGAAAUUCUACCUGCUGCUGAAGUGAUUAAUAGGGUAGUUAAAGGGGCUCAGCUGCUUAUCCAGCAAAACUUUAAUUAGCUUCUAAAGAAGAGUUUGGCUUAUUACUCUCAGUAGCUUACUUGGUCAAAACAAUUGUGUCUGGCUAAUGUUGCAAAUAUGGCUCAGUGGCUUAUAUAGAAUAACAAGACUACCCAGUUUCAGAUCAAGAUUCAAAAUAAAAAUUUCAAAUACCAUUUUCAUACUCCUCCAUCUUGAGAUAGCCCUAUAUUUGCAUCUGAUAAGCCCACUUCAUAGACUUAGUCAUUUUAAGGCUUGCGGAAGUUCCUUGGUGCUGGUACUACUGUAAUACAAUUCCAAGAUAUGAUUACUGUCCACUGUUUGGGUAUUUGGUAAUGAAGAUCCAAGCUAAGUGAAUUAACAGUAAAUUUUAUUUACUUCCCUAAGUUUUGGGCAAUAAACUGGGACUCUAUGAAACACCGACACUUCAAAAAUCUUGAUGUAUCGUGUCCGACAUUUCCCUAUACUCUCUGAUACUUCAACACUCCCCGACACUCCAACAUGCGUUGU